AUGGAUAGGCUUCCUCUCGAGGUCCUCCAAUUAAUUGCAGGCUACCUUGAUGUGGUCGAUCUGUGGUGCUGGCUCUCCACCGCAAAACAAUACUACUUGGUUUUAGAGGAUGAGCUAUAUACCAAAGCUGUCCGGUCAGAUGAGAAGAGAUACGGAUUUCCUGUAUAUCCUAUUAUUGCCGCAAUCCACUGUCCAGCAGCCGCCUUCAAAAAGCUGUUAGAAAAAUUAAAGGAAAGCGAGAUCAGGGACCCAGAUAUUGACUUGAGUUCAGUUUCCAUUGAUUUCGACUGGAGCCGAGUAUACAGCAACCCUUAUCUGUCUCAACAAUUUCGAACAUCACUCCUGCACAUUCUAUGUGCAAUCGGUCAUGUAGAGCCAGUCCAACUCGCCCUGGCAAAGGGCGCUGAUCCAUCUGUAUAUGAUACCGAAGGGUGGACGGCACUACAUAGGGCAGUCGGUCCUCGAGAAUGUGAUCUUGAAGUGGUGAAGUUGUUGCUUGAUACGGGUAUGGAUCCCAAUGUACCGAGAUUGGACAACCGUCUUUACCUCCAGACACCCUUGCAUUUUGCAAUCAAAAGCAGCUGUUCGGCAGUGGUGGAACGACUUAUAAAUUCCGGUGGCGACAUCCUGGCCCCACUGAGUAGUAGGUCGGCUCUGCCCGGAUCUUGGAUGUUCAACGGCGAUGGGUCAGGUGUUCUCUCCCUCGCAGCACGCUAUGGGGAUAGCAGGAUUGUGCGUUGUAUUCUCAGUGCUGGCGAAUUUAAUGUUGAAUGUUUGACAGCUGCAUCGCUCCAUGCAGCGGAGAACCUGGACUCGAGUGCUAUGCGAACGUUGCUACAUGCGGGAGCUGUGGUCCACCGUGAACUGCUUGACAGUGCAGCCAGAUACAAUAAUCUACCAGUGCUACGACUUCUCAUUGAUGCUGGCGCGAGUGUUCGCGAAUUGAAUGAUGAGGGAGCAAGUCUUCUGUGGUCGGUUCGUAGCCCAGAAGCCGCCGAGAUGCUGCUGCGAGAAGCACCGGACCUGGCCACGGUUACGUCAGUCCAUGGCAAAACGUGUUUGGACUUCAUAUUUUAUCUAGGCGGCUACGGGCUUGGGUCUCGUCUUCCGCUGGUGGACGUACUGAUAAAUUCUGGAUGCGAGAUCAAGCCUUCCUCGGAAGACGUGCGAAGGGCAAUUAUCGCUGUAGCAGAGAACCUGGACAUACCGACGAUGGAAUUCCUUCUAAAGCAAAAUAGUUCACUAGUUUCAGUGGAAGAUGAGUCCCGGAACUCUCUCUUGCAUCUUAGCGCAUUCUGUCGCGAUGGACAAUCAUCGUCGAAGAAGCUAGAGCUUAUAAAAAUGCUUGUGAACUUUGGCUGUUCCAUUAAUUCGACAAAUGGGUCUGGAUAUAGCGUCUUGCAUUGCCUGUUUUGCAAUAAGCAACUUCAGCGCCGUGGUUAUCACCGUUACGAUUUUGACGAAGGCCAUAUCAGCAUAGUUAGAUAUCUAAUUAAUUCCGGGCUUUCUCUCCAGAUUCACUCAGAUAUGGAUGAAACAGCGUUCGUCUACUCACUUGACCGACAGAACUGGGCGGUGGCGCGUCUCCUCAUAGAGGAAGGAGUUCUUGAGUAUACAAGCACAGCGGAGCUGCAAGAAUCGUGUCAUAUUGCUACACAGCAUGGCCUUCUGGAUAUUUUACAACAUCUUGUCUUGAAGGACUUCAAUAUAAGCCAUCAGGAUGGGCUCACUGGUGAUACGGUGCUCCACGAAGCUGUUCGGCAAGCCCUCCACCAUCAUAAGCAUAUUGAAGGAUUCGUCCGAAUGGCCGGCUGCAUCAUACUUGGGUACCAUGGCGUGUCCGUUGCGGAGGUUGGAGGGGAACGACGGCUCCAUGCUUUACGGGGAGACAAGGCGGGUCGACUAGAGGUGAUACGGCUCCUUUGCAAUAACGGUGUGGAUGCUUCCAUCCGCAAUAGUGAUGGGUUGACUGCUCUUGAUCUGGUGGCCCAAACCGGGCCGUUGUUGCCGUGGGAUGCAAUAGGGAACGAGCUGAGAGAAUUGGGGACCAAUGAUACCGCGUCGAAAGCUCUCGUGCUGGACUGGGCUGCUGGGCAAGAAGAGCCGGACUUGGAUGGGAUGGCCGAUCUGUUUGAUGAUACAUUGUAA
Molecule: messenger RNA, 2148 nt
Organism: Aspergillus tanneri
Lineage: Eukaryota; Fungi; Ascomycota; Eurotiomycetes; Eurotiales; Aspergillaceae
Product: Ankyrin-2
Exons: 1
Coding region: 1-2148 (715 amino acids)
Molecular function (GO): protein binding
Source: RefSeq, a predicted model, not a curated record